AUACUAAUAAUGACCCAACUGUAGGCUUGCAGAUUUUUAGGGGUCCUGCAUUUCCUCCGGGAAUUGGGGGAGGUGGUUCGGGAGUCACGUGACUCCAACCCAUCCGUGCCGACCCUUUGUUGUUGGGAUUUUGGGCAAGGAGAUUCGCGAUAGUGCCCAGAAACGAAAGGAUUUCAAAGAGAACGGAGAACGAGCGCUUUCUAAAGGACGGGAAACAGUCGAUACGCGUCGCCUUUUUCUCACAACUAGCAAAACAGACGCGCGAGAGAUGCACACAAAGACAGGACGAGAGGCAUCCGCGAGCUGUUAUUGAGACGCGCACGAGCUCAUGCAACACACACACAACAUCGAAUCAGAGCAAAUGUGCUUGUGAUCGAAAUGCAACCGGAGUGAUGCUCACAAGGCUCAGUCGGCCUUUCUGGGACACAAACACGUUUUAAAAGGGAAACAUUGGAAUAUUUUCCGCAGCAUCCACAGAUUGCUCCUCUUUUGUUUCCCAGCACCUUUAUUUAACAGGUCAAAGAGGAGAUACAGAUACAUCAUGUCGGUGGGCACCAGGCUUGUAAGGAGGACCGGACCAGAACUGUCUGUGUUCUGCCUGCUGACCAUCAUCAUCAGCCCAGCGCUGGGAUCCGUCCAGUCAUCCUACCCGCAGAACACUGACUGUGUGUCCGGCAAAGGAAAAGGCUGUUUAGAUUUGUCAGAGAAGAAGAGCGACCUGCGUGUGUGCGACGCCACCACGUGCCGUUACAACGGGAUCUGCCAAAACAAUGGUGCUGACAUCAAAUGCGUAUGUCAGUUUCAGUGCUCUAAGAACUACGUCCCCGUGUGCGGUACAAACGGAGACACCUAUCAGAACGAGUGCUAUCUGAAACAAGCAGCCUGUACCCAGCAGAGACCCAUCUUUCUGGCCUCUGAGGGCCCCUGCUAUCCUGAUAGCAGCUCAGGAUCUGGAGAUGGAGAAUAUGAGGCAUCAGGCACAGAUUCGAGCAAGAAAGUCACAAAAUGCAGCAACUGCAAGUACGGCGCUGAAUGUGACGAAGACGCAGAGGACGAGGACUCCUGUUCGUGUAAAAUCGACUGCAGUGGGCACAAUGAGAAUCCAGUGUGCGGCACAGAUGGAAACUCCUACCACAACCCCUGCCUGGUGCGAGAAGCGUCCUGUAUGAAGCAGGAACAGAUCGAUGUGAAACAUUUAGGGAGAUGCCCAGAUAAAGACAAAGCUAAGAAAAAUGAAGCUGGGCUUCCCUACAAGCCAGAAUUUACUGACCCAGCAAAAACCGGUGAUGGAAAAGGAUACGGCUGGAUGCCCGUUCCCUGCACAGAUGACUACGCCAACUUCUGCGUUCAUGGCCAGUGUGAAUUUAAUUUCGGCAUCGCCUCCUGCCGGUGUGAUUCAGGUUACACAGGGACACAGUGUGAGGAAAUCGCAGACUUUAACAUCCUGUAUGUGGUACCCAGUGGUCAGAAACUUCAUUAUGUGCUUAUAGCUGCUAUCAUUGGAGCCGUGCAGAUCGCCAUUAUCGUGGCAGUGGUCAUGUGUAUUACCAGGAAAUGUCCUAAGAAUAAUCGCGGAAGACGGCAAAAGCAGAACUUUUCAUCAAACGUCACUUCAAGGAUGUAGCUUGUUUUUAUUUUAUUUUUUUUUAUACUUUUUGUACCAAGUGGAUUACAGUUUUAAUGUGCUUUUUUGUUUUGUGCUUUCUUGACUCUGGACAAUAAGAUUAUUUUCGAUUUUAAAUUUUAUUUCAUUAUUUUAUUGGAUGGUGCCUUAUUGUUUUCUUGUUUCCAGGACAUUUUAGGUACUUGAUGUCAGUGGCAAACACUGUCAAAUGAAUGAUAAAAGCCAGCUCUUUUUUGUCGAGUUUUUUUGUUUUUAUUUUUCCUUUAGGUUGUGGUGCCAGUUUUUCUUUAUUUUUUACGUAUUGUUAAAUGUAACUCUCGGCACACGAACUGUACCACAAAAACGGACAUCCUCAAUUUUCAUGGAAUGUGCUUCUUUACUGAAAAUAUUAACUCUGAACUGUCUUUAACUGCCCCCUUUGAUUUGAUUUUUAUUUCCUCAAAUCAAACAAAGCUGAACACCAAAUUUAAUUGGACAUGAACAAGUAUGCCGACAAAGUGAUGACGUUUACGGUUUCUUUUGAAGGGAAUUCCAGAGAAUGAAAUGCAACGUGUUUGACUAGCUAAUCUUAUCAAUGUUAAAAUGUUUGUAGUUUUUAUGUUCUAAUGUUAUCGGUGUUGUUAAUGUUGAAAUGAACAUUAUUGACAUUAAUUUAAUUCUAUGAACUGCAUAUCGCAUGACCUGUGAAACUGUGUCCAGUGCUGUAGAUUUAAUAAAAUUUAAUUCUGUCUUACA
Molecule: messenger RNA, 2359 nt
Organism: Megalobrama amblycephala (Wuchang bream)
Lineage: Eukaryota; Metazoa; Chordata; Actinopteri; Cypriniformes; Xenocyprididae
Gene: tmeff1b
Product: transmembrane protein with EGF-like and two follistatin-like domains 1b
Exons: 10
Coding region: 542-1624 (360 amino acids)
Molecular function (GO): protein binding
Source: RefSeq, a predicted model, not a curated record